Messenger RNA from Oryza brachyantha (malo sina), 1346 nucleotides. RefSeq names its product E3 ubiquitin-protein ligase RZFP34-like. Gene Ontology annotation, cellular component: nucleus. Gene Ontology annotation, molecular function: zinc ion binding; ubiquitin protein ligase activity. Bases 193 to 987 code for a protein of 264 amino acids. The record is from RefSeq and is a predicted model, not a curated record. NCBI's taxonomy places the organism in Eukaryota, Viridiplantae, Streptophyta, Magnoliopsida, Poales, Poaceae. Gene Ontology annotation, biological process: ubiquitin-dependent protein catabolic process; protein ubiquitination. The transcript is spliced from 11 exons.
GAGAAAACAGAGACAGAAAGAGGAAGGAAAAAAAAAACGUGUCUUUCCCCGCUAUAAAAACCGCCCGCCGUUUCAUUCCGUUGUGUUGUUUCGCUCAUCUUCGUCUCCGCCGCCGGCGACGCGUUCGUUCUCCUCGGCGUGAGCCCAAGAACCGGCCGUCUCCACCUGAGCCGAGCCUGAGCUCUCUCGGAGAUGGAGCUGAAUUCUGAGCAGCACGGCUGCGCGCAUUACACGAGGGGAUGCAAGAUCAGGGCGCCCUGCUGCGGCGAGGUGUUCGACUGCAGGCAUUGCCACAACGACGCCAAGAAUUCGCUCGAGAUCGAUCUCAGCGACCGGCACGAGAUUCCCCGCCACGAAAUCAAGAAGGUUAUCUGCUCUCUCUGCAACAAAGAACAGGAUGUACAACAGUACUGCUCUGGCUGUGGGGCAUGCAUGGGAAAGUAUUUCUGUGGAAAAUGCAACUUCUUUGAUGAUGAUGUCUCAAAGAACCAGUAUCACUGUGAUGGAUGCGGCAUAUGCAGAACUGGUGGUGCAGAUAAGUUCUUUCACUGCGACAAAUGCGGUUGUUGCUACAGCAAUGUGCUGAGGGAUUCUCAUCACUGUGUAGAAGGAGCAAUGCAUCACAACUGCCCUGUCUGCUUCGAGUACCUAUUUGACUCGACGAAGGACAUAAGCGUGUUACAUUGUGGGCACACGAUUCAUCUGGAUUGUCUGAACGAGAUGAGAGCGCAUCACCACUUCGCGUGCCCGGUGUGCUCACGGUCCGCCUGCGACAUGUCGGACGCGUGGAAGAAGCUCGACGAGGAGGUCGCGGCGACGCCGAUGCCGGAGUUCUACCAGAAGAAGAUGGUGUGGAUCCUCUGCAACGACUGCGGCGCGACGUCGAGCGUGAGCUACCACGUCCUGGCGCACAAGUGCCCCGGCUGCAGCUCCUACAACACCAGGGAGACGAGAGGCGGCCCUGCAGCCGCGCGCUCCAGGGUUUGAUCCGCAUCAGCAGCAGCAGCAGCAGACCGAGUUAGCAUGCAGCAGCUCACACAGUUCACAGCCAAGGAUGCAAUCGAUAGCUACAAACAAGAAACAAGAUUCUAGCAUGUAGAGACAAGAUGCAUGUAGUCAGAGACGAGUUGUUCCUCCGAAUUUAGCCGGGAGAAAAAUGCGAAGGCUCGCCGUCCGGAGAGCACAAAAAAUAAUAAAAAGAAAAAAAAGAAAAGGAAGAUGAAAUCGAGAGAAGGAAUGUCGUUUGGUGCAGGCUUUGCACCAGGAUGGGAUGGUGAUUUUUGCCUUGCUGCGUGCAGCAAGUUGAAAUAAAGCUUUGUUGAUCGAAAUGGGCCGUGGCCCACAAG